UGAAACUCUAUUUUCACUUUCUUCAGUGGCCUCCGGAGCCGCCACUUUGUGUUUUGUGUCAUCGUCUUUAUAUCUGCCUCCUCUCCCUUCUCAUUGUCUUCUUCAUCACCGACUCAGUUCUCUCAUUACGUCUCUAAAUAACAGCAGCUUCUGCUAGUACUCUUGUCUAUGGCUGGUGCUGCUUCCACCAGUGUCUUCAGCGGACGUGAUCCGUCUGAGUACGACUCCUCUGAUCCGCUUGUUCUCUUCAUCAUCCAGCUCGUCAUCAUCCUCGUUCUAUGUCGCAUACUACAAUAUCCCCUCGCCUACCUGCGGCAACCCCGAGUCAUCGCCGAAGUUAUCGGUGGUGUGCUUCUGGGCCCGUCCGUGAUGGCUCGUAUUCCCAACUUUAGCGACAAAAUCUUCCCCAGCGAGUCGUUCCCCAUCUUGACUCUUGUGGCUAACCUCGGACUGGUGUUCUUCCUCUUCUUGGUCGGACUCGAGCUCGAUAUGUCGCUUGUGAUCAAGAACAUCAAGACUGCGUCGACUGUCGCGUUCAUGGGCAUGGCCAUCCCGUUCGGUCUUGGCUUUGCCGUCUCCGUUGGCCUCUACAACCAGUUCUCCGACGAGGCUGACGGCAACGUCUCGUUUGGCAUCUACGGUCUCUUUGUUGGAACAGCAAUGUCAAUCACCGCUUUCCCCGUCCUAGCCAGAAUCUUGACCGAGCUCAAACUUCUCUCGUCGUACGUCGGUAUCGUCGUUCUGUCAGCCGGAGUCGCUAACGAUAUCGUCGGCUGGAUUUUGCUUGCUCUCACUGUUGCUCUCGUCAACGCUUCGAGUGGCAUCAUCGUUCUUUACAUCUUUUUGGUUGCCUUUGGCUGGACUGCCGUCUUGUUUGUGGUCAUCAAGCCUCUGCUGCUCUACGCUGCCAAGAAAACCGGAAGCUUAGAAGAGCAUUCUCCGUCACAGCUCAUGAUUCUUUUGAUUUUCCUUCUUAUCGUCACAUCAGCCUUCAUCACCGACAUCAUCGGUAUUCAUGCGAUUUUCGGUGCGUUUUUGGCCGGAAUGGUCAUGCCCGAGGAUAAAGCAUUCAGAGCGGCUGUCGUCGACAAGAUCGAGCUCAUUAUCACUCUGCUCUUCCUGCCUCUCUAUUUCGUGCUCUCGGGACUGAAAACUAACCUCGGACUGCUGAACGAUGGAAUCACCUGGGCGUACACUGUUGCUAUCAUUGUCGUUGGCUUCGUGUCAAAGUUUGCCGGUGCCUCUCUCGCUGCUCGAUACAACGGCCUGCACUUGCGUGAGUCGAUGGCCGUCGGCUCGCUCAUGUCUUGCAAGGGUCUUGUCGAGCUUAUUGUUUUGAACGUCGGUCUCCAGGCCGGCAUUCUGAGUCAGCGUGUAUUCACCAUGUUUGUCGUCAUGGCUCUUGUCUUGACUUUUAUCACUACUCCCUUGACAUUGUGGAUCUAUCCUACCUCGUACCGGGAGAAGAUGGCUUAUGUCCAUGAGGUUGAGAUGAGACGAGCUUCGGCUGAUGCAGAUGAUGAACAUAACGGUGAACCCUCUACCACGGCAUCAACGCCUGCCCCGAGACCGUCUGUGGAUGAGAACGAUCUUGAAGCGGUUCCUACUGUCGAGAAGCAUCUCUGGCGCAAGCAGCCUCUGAGACAGAUGAAGGCUGCCAUGAGAUUCCCUCGCUAUAUCUGAGGUGAUAGUUUUAUGAUUGUGUAAAGCAUCUUUGUAUGCGUUUUUUUAUACCUUUGGUACUUUGUGUUAUGAUUGUGCGCGGCACUUGUGUUUUGCAUGCUGUGAUGGGAUAGACUAGUUGUGUUUUUUUGGGAUAUUUAUAUCUGGGAUUUGGGUUAUUGUUCAUGGUUCUCUUUAUGUCUGGUUUUUGGUUUUAGUUGCUCUCAUGAUGAUCUAUGUUAGACGAAUACAACAUUUUGCGCAUGCUAAUCAAACGAACUUGAAC
Molecule: messenger RNA, 1948 nt
Organism: Myxozyma melibiosi
Lineage: Eukaryota; Fungi; Ascomycota; Lipomycetes; Lipomycetales; Lipomycetaceae
Product: Sodium/hydrogen exchanger family-domain-containing protein
Exons: 2
Coding region: 169-1683 (504 amino acids)
Biological process (GO): proton transmembrane transport
Cellular component (GO): membrane
Molecular function (GO): antiporter activity
Source: RefSeq, a predicted model, not a curated record